CCCUGACGCUCGGCCCGGCCCCCGCGCCUCCCGCGCAUGCGCGGCUCUUCCCGCCAAAUUCGCUGUGAGGGGCGCGGGUCCCGCCCGCCAUGAGCGGGACGGUGCUGGCCGGGACCCCCAUCGCCGUGGACUUCUGGAGCCUGCGCAGGGCGGCCGGCGCCCGCCUCUUCUUCCUGUCCCACAUGCACGCGGACCACACGGUGGGGCUGUCCAGCACCUGGAGCCGCCCGCUGUACUGCUCCCCGAUCACCGCACGCCUCCUGCACAGCCGCCUACGGGUGCCAACAUGCUGGAUCCGGCCACUGGAGGUGGGGCAGAGCCACGUGCUGGACGAGGUGACGGUGACGCUGCUCGACUCCAACCACUGCCCCGGCUCCGUCAUGUUCCUCUUCGAGGGCACCUUCGGCACCAUCCUCUACACAGGAGAUUUCCGCUACACGAGCUCCAUGCAGGGGGAGCCGCUGCUGAGGGGCCGCCGCAUCGACCGGCUGUACCUGGACAACACUCACUGCCACCCGCAGCGGGCGCUGCCCUCGCGCCAGCUGGCCACACGCCAGGCCGCCCGCCUCAUCCGCGCCCACCCGCACCACCACGUCGUCAUCGGUGUGUACACCCUGGGCAAGGAGGCGCUGCUGGUGGACCUGGCGGUGGAGUUCAGCACCUGGGUGGUGGUGAGUCCCUGGCGCCUGGAGCAGAUGCGGCUGCUGGAGCUGCCGGAUGUGUUCACCGCCGAGGAAGGGGCCGGGUGGAUCCGCGCCGUGGAUGUUGCCGAGAUCCGCUGGGAUACCCUGGUCACCUGGAACACUCUGCACCCCACCAUUGCCAUCCUCCCCACGGGCAGGCCUGUCAAAGUCACCCACCCCAAGAUCCACCCCAUCCCGUACUCGGAUCACUCGUCUUUUUCGGAGCUGUGCGAGUUUGUGAAGUGGCUGAAACCUUGCUCGAUCAUUCCCAUUGUGAAGGGCAACAUGUGCCAGGUUUACUUUCAGGAAUACCUGAGCUCUACCCCCCAGGUACUUCCUGACUUCAAAGUCCCAAAGCCUUUGCCAGAGUCUGUGCAGCAGCAAAGCCAAAGGAGGGGGCAGGACCCCAUGUGUCUCUGGAAAAGAGCUGCACGGCAUUCUGCGCCCCAAGGGGUUGUUUUUGAGUCCCCAGAGAAAUGUACUGAGAAACCUGAAGCAUUAACAGGUGCUGAGGUUCCUCAGCAGCACCACUGUGAGCCAGCUUUCUGCUCAAAAGAAGGUUGCACUUGUCACAGGGAUGAGGAAAAAGGGAAGGGAAAGCUGAGUGGGGAAGAGCUGGGAGCAGCAGGAGCAGCCACUGCUGUUAGCCAGGCACCUGUUUCCAAGGAGCACUUUACAGCUGGAUUUGCAGAGCAGUAUUUACUCACUCCCUUAAAUGUCCUAAAGCAGAAUUCCUCACGGACGUUUGACAAGCUGGUACAAGACUUUUUUAGGAGGGGAGAAAUGCCCUGAAAAAUUGUGUGACACUUGGUGGUGCCAGUAGCAGUGAUUCAUCCUGCUCUCCCUGCUCAGGUUUCCUAUCAGGAGAGAGGAGCUCAGCUAUGGGGCUCUACUUUAACUCUUAAUAGAGGACAAAGAGGAAACUAGAACCAGUUUUUAGAUGUUACAUUUUUAAAAUUUAUUUAUUUUUUUAAUCUUUCUGCAUCUGCUGAGUCUCCAGUACAGGGGGCAGUGCAGUCCCACUGCCUGCAUGCCUCUUGUCCACCUUUUGCAGUGACUCACCUGUCCCCUGUGACAGAAGACACUGCCAGGUCGAUUCAAGCAGCACUGCAGAGGGUGUCAGCUGCCUUCAGCUGACAUUAUUAAUGUUUGGAAUGUGAUGAAAGAAGCAAGGAGGGGGAAUCUGAGAGCCCCAAGGAUUCUUCUUUCUACAUGUCUGUGAUGCUUCACUGACUGUGAAUGGUUCAUUCCAAGGUGCAUUUCAAAUGUUUUUUACGAAGAUACACUUUUUAAAAUGCUGCUUAAAUCUAGAAAAUGAAGUGCCUCUAAGUGUUAAUAAUCUGUUUUUUAUCUGUUAAUCUACUAAUACUUCCAGCUUUUGCAUCCAUCCAGCCAACUGCAGCUGGCUGUAGUUCUGCUCUCCUGAAAGUACCAUCCCAAUGUUAAUUGUCAGUGCUUUUUGAGGUUUCUGCCUGAGGAAAGACAGGAAUUGUCUGGGCUCCUGAGUUGUAGAGUGGGUCACUACAUCCUCUGCAGUUUCUGGACUCUGCACAUCUGAAUUCUGCUUGACUGCACUUCUGAUAACUGCCAGCAUUCUGCCUUCCCAUCCACUGCCUGCUCUUGUCACGCAGUGGCAAAUGGAAUGGAAGAUAGUGAAACAUCUGCUUAGUGGUGUGAAGUGAUCAGUCUUAGCAGCAUUGUUUGGAAAGAAGACUGAACAGCAAAAUUGGCUCUUAGAGGUCAGGCACUUUCCCACUCCAGAUCAACUGCAGAGCCAGGCCUGGCACUUGAGAAUUGUCAGUGGUGUAUAAGUCAUUAGGUACCCACUGCAGAGCCUGGAACACUGGAGUUGUCUGUGACAAACUGCACUGCCAACAUUGCAGAUUGGCUCCUUGUAUGGUCAGGGCAGCAACACUGGAGUGGAAAUGGUCACUGGGCACUUUCCUGGAGCAACACACCAGCUGGUUCCUCAGCUCUCUCCAGCCUCCUUUUGUUACUUUCAAGGCAAAACGUUUCACGUGAUCGUGAUGAGGAUCAGAGCCUUCUGAACGUAGUGUCCUGGGAGGUCUGUCCAAGACCAGGCAGCCAGAUGGAUUGAAUUCCCUGAACUGAG
Messenger RNA from Neopelma chrysocephalum (saffron-crested tyrant-manakin), 2796 nucleotides. RefSeq names its product DNA cross-link repair 1B (gene DCLRE1B). NCBI's taxonomy places the organism in Eukaryota, Metazoa, Chordata, Aves, Passeriformes, Pipridae. Gene Ontology annotation, biological process: double-strand break repair via nonhomologous end joining; protection from non-homologous end joining at telomere; interstrand cross-link repair. The transcript has 4 exons. Gene Ontology annotation, molecular function: damaged DNA binding; 5'-3' DNA exonuclease activity. The record is from RefSeq and is a predicted model, not a curated record. The coding region runs from base 90 to 1475 and encodes 461 amino acids.